Molecule: messenger RNA, 889 nt
Organism: Phalaenopsis equestris
Lineage: Eukaryota; Viridiplantae; Streptophyta; Magnoliopsida; Asparagales; Orchidaceae
Product: heavy metal-associated isoprenylated plant protein 28-like
Exons: 3
Coding region: 427-693 (88 amino acids)
Molecular function (GO): metal ion binding
Source: RefSeq, a predicted model, not a curated record
AAAAAAAGUAACUAUAAACAGGCAGCAUUGGUACAUUUCCUAACCAUCAAAGAUCACAAAAGCCAACCUACGGCCAAAAACGUGCUCUGAAACCCCGUCACCACCAUUGAUUUUACUUGCUUUGCAUGAGGGCAAAGCGCUAAACCUUGAGGUUCUCCAAAGCAUAACACCUCGAUCAAAGCGUUCCUUUGGUUUAUGGUCCUGCUUGCCACCUUGUCCUCCUUUAGCUAAAGCAACAAAGAAGAUCCCCUCCUUAUUUCUACUCCAACAGGAUUCUUAAACCCAAUUUGCUUCAUCAGAAUCUCUUUUUCUUCUCUCUUUCUCUAUAUAAAUAUACAUGUGAAGAUAUCGGCUAUAGUUUCAUGCCAUUUUUUUCUUGUCAGGUCAUCACAACUUCAGCAAACCGAUUCAGGAGUUUGGCUUCGCAUGGAGAGCAUUGAACUGAAGGUGGAGAUGGUAGCUAUACAUGAGAAGAGACUAAGGAGAUGUCUAUCCAAAUUAAAAGGAAUUGAGAAGGUUGAGGUGGAUGGUAGCAUUCAAAAGGUGGUUGUGACAGGAUAUGCCAACAGGAACAAGAUCCUCAAAGCUGUGAGGAGAAUUGGUCUGAGAGCAGAGUUCUGGUCUCCACAUAACGAAAUACUAAAUGCCUACGCUAGUGCAAGCCUAAUGAUAAACAACUUCAUCUUCUUCUAAGAAUGCAGCACCUCUCAAAUUCACCAUAAACUCGGUUGUGUCGGUGUUUUUAUUUUCAUUUUAUUUUUUGUGAAUGGGACAACAAUUAAGUCUUAUGUACAACAAGAAUCAGCUUUCAAUCUACUACUGUGAGUAAUCCAUCUUUUGUAACUUGCAAGGUAUACAAGAGGAAAAGAAUGGAAGUGUCUUCUAUAAA